UAUACUUGACUAAGGGUAGAUUUCAACUGCAACAUCUACUGUUGUAAGACGAGGAAGUAUUCAGUUAACUGCGACUGUUUAAAUUAACUCUACCAUUCAAGAAAAGCGUAAGUAAUUUAAACGGUGGAUAUCUUAAAAUAUUAUAUAUAAUUUAUAUCGAAACUUCUAUUUUGUAUACAAAUCUGUUCUAAUUUAGGGAGUGUUGACACGAAAUGUGAUUAACGCACUUUCAAUCAUCGUGGAGAGAAAAGCAUCAUCAAUUUAAGCUCAUAUUCAUUCUCCAUAGCAAUCAGAGGUGUGUUAAAUGUAAACUGUGAUAACAGUCUUCAAAGACACAAAAACAGUGCAUGCUAAAAAUUCAUGUGUGUGAAUUCUGAGAUGCAAACGAGACUUCAUUAGUGAGGGAUGAUACGGAAAUAUCCCCAUUAGCGAAAUACUCUACUCGCAAAAAUUCUCCCUAUCACUUUCUCAAUAGCAUCAUACUUUAUUGCAUAUGCAGUUUUCUACAGUAUACAUGGUCUCUUAAAAAAGGAUAAGCUAAUAUUAUGGAGAAGCUUCCUCUACUUUUUAAAAACUGUCCCAAGGUUCUGGACAUCAGGUGUGUUGAAGUAACGUAACCAACUCUCACCGCAAAAGAUAGUUGUAACUUAUUUGUUGAAAAAUUCUUGGCUGAGAUAAACUAUAUUAAAACGUACUUUCUUACUUAUACCGAAGGUUAAAUUUAUAAGUCUCCAUAUCCAUAAUCUUACAACAAUCAAUAUGGAAGCAAUAUAGAAAGCGCUUUAAAAAGGUUAUUUCCAUGCAGAUCUAAUUCAUAUAUUAUCUUCUUUAUACGAAAUAAAAAUCGUUGUGAAUGAUAAAAUAUCUUCUUGCUGACAGUAAAUAAAAUUUAUAUUGUGUCUGCAUAAAUCUUUUUUUUUUUUAAAGAUUGUGUUUUAUGAUUUAUAUAAUCAAUAGACUAGUCAUUAAGUGUGUCUAAUUUCUUUCUGGCAAAAGGAAACAUUAUUAUUAAAGGCAAUCUCAUUCUAUGUUGUGAUAUUAUCAGCAAAUUUUAUCUGUGCAAUGUAUGUCAUAGUUGAAGUUGCUAUGAUGUUCUGACAGAAAAAUAUUUACACAUGGAAAUUUAAUGUUUGUAGUUUAUGUGUUUAUAAGUUCCCAAGUGUUGUUCAUAGUUAUACUUUUUUAGUGUUAAACAUUUUACUUCUGUUAAGCAAUUUAAUACUUGAAAAUAGAAUUAAACUCUUUUGACCUUCUCAUAUUUAUGGUAAUGAAUAAGAGCUUACUUUUCUUGUGCAUGAUAGAACAUUGAUAUAAAAAUUGGCAAAGUUUUUUUAAAUAGAUAAUGUUAAACCUUUUGAGUUUGUGAAAGUGAAAAAAAAAUUUUUUUUUUAACUAUAUUUCUGCAGUGUCUGUGUGAAUAAAUUACAAAUGAAAUCAAAUUUGAUAAUUUCAUGUUCAAAACAGUUAAUAUCAAUAUUGUUUAUUCAUGUUCAUUUUUAUAAUAUGUCUUCCUAAUAACAUUAAUUUUACACUAUGUCUGAAACUGCAUUCAUUCAUAGUGUAUCAAAUUUCAUUGGAUCUAAUACUUGAAGUUGUACAUUGUUUCUGCAGUUUUUUUGUGAUAAACAUAAAGUGGAAUAAUUUAGUUUUGUAUCUUGGCAUGUUCAACAAAAGAGAAAUAUUAUUGAAGUAGUUUACGAGUAAUAGUAAAUAUUUACAUCUCAAUAUAUUUUAAAUUAAUGCUUUCACAGAUGCCUCAAUUAAUAAAUCAUAUGUCUGCUGUAAGAUAAUCAUAUUUCUACAGUAUUUAUAUUUUACUUAAUUAAAAAUUUAGUCAAAAUAAGUGACUUGAUACAGCAUGCUCUUUUUUGUAUCAUGUUAUUAAAAGCCUAAUUUAAUUCAGAAUAAGUAUCAUCCUGUAAGUAAAGCUUAUUCUUGUUAUUAUAACAAAAGUUUUUCAGGAAAAAGUUUGACUAAACACUAAAAUUCAUACUGGUGAACAAUCUUAUUCUUGUGGUAUAUAAAAUAAGGGUUUUUCACUAAAAAGUAAUCUGACAAACCAUAGUCGUGUUCAUACUGGUGAGAAGCCUUUUUCUUGUAUAGUUUUUCUCAAAGUGAGCUUCUGAAUAAACACAGUUGUGUUCACACUGGGGAAAAAACCUUCUUGUAGUGUUUUUAAUAAGAGUUUUUCAGAAAAAAGUCAUGACUAAACAUAGUCAUGCUCAUACUGGUGAGAAACCAUACUCUUGUAGUAUCUGUAAAAAAAAAUUUUCACAAAAAGAUAGUCUCAUUCAACACAAUCGCGUUCAUAUUACUGAGAAACCUUAUUCUUGUAGUAUAUGUAAUAAACUUAUAUCAUUAAAAGGUAAUCUGGCCAGACACAAUUGUGUUCAUACUAAUGAGAAGCCUUAUUCUUGUAGUAUAUGUAAUAAAAGUUUUUCACUAAAAGGUCAUCUCACUACGCACGGUCGUGUUCAUACUGGUGAGAAGCCUUAUACUUGUAGUAUAUGUAAGAAAAGUUUUUCACAAAGAGGUAGUCUGACUAUACACAGUCUUGUUCAUACUGGUGAGAAGCCUUAUUCUUGUAGUAUAUGUAAUAAAAGUUUUUCACUAAAAAGUCAUCUCACUACCCACAGUCGUGUUCAUACGGGUGAGAAGCCUUAUUCUUGUAGUAUAUGUAAGAAAAGUUUUUCACGAAGAGGUAGUCUGACUAUACACAGUCUUGUUCAUACUGGUGAGAAGCCUUAUUCUUGUAGUAUAUGUAAUAAGAGUUUUUCACUAAAAGGUAAUCUGAAAGACCACAGUCUUGUUCAUACUGGUGAGAAACCUUAUACUUGUAGUAUAUGUAAUAAAAGUUUUUCACUAAAAAGUCAUCUCACUACACACAGUCGUGUUCAUACUGGUGAGAAGCCUUAUUCUUGUAGUGUAUGUAAUAAGAGUUUUUCACUAAAAUGUAAUCUGAAAGACCACAGUCUUGUUCAUACUGGUGAGAAGCCUUAUACUUGUAGUAUAUGUGAUAAGAGUUUUUCAGAAAGAGGGACUCUGAAUCAACACUGUCGUGUUCAUACUGGUGAGAAGCCUUAUUCUUGUAGUAAAUGUAAUAAGAGUUUUUCAGAAAGAGGGACUCUGAAUAAACACUCUCGUGUUCAUACUGGUGAGAAGCCUUAUUCUUGUAGCAUAUGUUAUAAGAGUUUUUCACUAAAAUGUCAUCUCACUACACACAGUCAUGUUCAUACUGGUGAGAAGCCAUAUUCUUGUAGUAUAUGCAAAAAUCGUUUUUCACAAAAAGGUGGUCUCGCUGCACAUAGUCGUGUUCAUACUGGUGAGAAGCCUUAUUCUUGUAGUGUAUGUAAUAAAAGUUUUUCACUAAAAAGUCAUCUCACUGUCCACAGUCGUGUUCAUACUGGUGAGAAGCCUUAUUCUUGUAGUAUAUGUAAGAAAAGUUUUUCACUAAAAUGUAAUCUGACAAUGCACAGUCUUUUUCAUACUGGCGAGAAGCCUUAUUCUUGUAGUAUAUGUAAUAAGAGUUUUUCACAGACAGGUAGUCUGACAAGACACAGUCGUAUUCAUACUGGUGAGAAACCGUAUUCUUGUAGUAUUUGUAAUGAAAAAUUUUCACGAAAAAGUCAUCUCACUACACAUGAUCAUGUUCAUUCUGACCCAUAACCUUAUUCCUGUAAAAUAUGUUGUAAGAGUUUUUCACAUAGAGUGACUCUGAAUAAACAGUGUAGUAUUCAUUCUGGGGAGAAACUUUGUUCUUGUAGUUAAUGUAAUGAAAGUUUUUUUACUAAAAAUUAUCGGAGAAAACACUGUUGUGUUCACACUGGUGAGAAGCCUUAUAUAUGGGUGUGUAAUAAAAUUUUUUCACUGAAAAGUAGUCUGAUCAAACACUCGUGUUUAUAGUGGUGAAAAGCCUUAUUAUCGUAGUAUAUGUAACAAGUUUUUCAUUAAGAGCAGGUAGUUUGACUCAACAUAGUCAUCUUCAUAGUAGUGAGAAACUUUACUUAUGUAGUAUAUGUAAUUAAGAUUUUUCAAGAAAGAACUAUCUAACUAUUAACUGCCAUGUUCACACUAUUUAAAAGCCAUAUUCUUGUUUUGUUUUAAAAGUUUUCUUUUUUUCACGUAAGGUCCAUCUAAUUUAUUGUAGUUUUAUUCAUAUGCUGGUGACAAACCCCAUUCUUUUAAUAUAGAGCAUUCUUUGACGUAUAUAUAAAUACCCAUUCUUUUAAUAUUUAAAAAAAGUUUUUAAUUUUUCCAAAGCUGUCUUUACUGUUUGUGUUUUCACUGGUGAGAUACCUUUUUGUUGUAGCAAAAUGGAAUAAGAGUUUUUCUCAGAAAUGUCAUCUGACUAUAUACAGUAUUGUUGAUACUAGUGACACACCAUAUUUUUGAAGCAUGUGAUAAAAUAUUUUUUUAAAUAAAAAGUAUCUAAAUCUUUGCA
Parasteatoda tepidariorum (common house spider) is the source of this 4441-nucleotide messenger RNA. RefSeq lists its product as uncharacterized. Gene Ontology annotation, cellular component: nucleus. Gene Ontology annotation, biological process: regulation of transcription by RNA polymerase II. The record is from RefSeq and is a predicted model, not a curated record. Lineage: Eukaryota; Metazoa; Arthropoda; Arachnida; Araneae; Theridiidae. Gene Ontology annotation, molecular function: DNA-binding transcription factor activity, RNA polymerase II-specific; RNA polymerase II cis-regulatory region sequence-specific DNA binding.